AUCGUACCUUAGUACCUGGACUCCAAAGUUUCCUAUUGUUGAUCCUCAGCACUGCUCAAUACUCAAUCAAGCUGCUUCUUGCUUCGAUUCAUCCGACCGUCAUGGCAUGAACACCUGGCUUACGCUCCUUUUAUUGGCUCCCAACCUGUCCGCUUUACCGGUCGGCCACUGUAGGCUUGGUGUGGACGCAACAAUGUCUUCCCUGACACAUGUCCUCCCAUCCUCACAAUCCGAAGCUCCCGUCCAAACCACGUCCUCAGCACGCCUUCUCAAGCCGACGACCCUCCCUAUCCCCUUGCUCUCAUCCCCCGUGGCAAAGCGGUACAGCUAUGCCCACACCGUCCUCGUCCCUGUCUACUACUACCUUCGAUCGUCAGCGCUGGUCGCCGACCCUCUCCCGACCAUGGUCACAGACCUGCUGGUAAUUGGCACCGCUCAAGCACUUUUCUGCUCGGUCUGCCUACCUAGCGCAGGAUCGUGGGUCAGUGGGACGACGGGUGGGAAGAUAGUCGAGGGCACGGCUGCGGUGAAAAGUCCAAGAACAACAAAAAGCCCGACUGGGACAGGGAGCAUGAGGAAGAAAUUCGGCCCGAACAAAAUGGGAGACGGAGCUGGAGGAAGUUGGGUUUCCAGAGUCAUGCCGGCGCUCUUCUCCCUGAUUCUCACGCUAACCCUUCCGCCGCUCCCCCUUACACUCAUGGCACUCGUCCUCGGCGCGCCGCUGUAUCCUACCUCGCUCCUCCCGCACACACUGCUGUUGGCGCUGCACGUCUCGCUCCUCGGUUUCCUUCCCAUCUUCUACACGCACGGUGUAUCGAGCUCCGCAUGGCGCGACGUGGCUGCGGCAUGGCUCCCAUUCGAGGAGUCGGGCGUCUGGGGUGGGACUGUAGGUGCCAUGGUUGGCGGGUGGAUUGGCGCGGUACCGAUGGCCCUGGAUUGGGAUCGUGAAUGGCAGAAGUGGCCGUGCACCGUCGUCUGGGGAGUCGUGCUGGGGUGGACGGUUGGGCGGGUGCUCACAGGGAUGCUCAGGAUGGGUGUGGGGAGGAGGAUCAAUUUGAGUGAAAGAGAAGAGACGGACGGGAUGGUGACGGAGCAGUUGACACACUGCGAGAAGAAGAGUGACUGAGAAACCACAGCGUUAGGCGUUUUGAAGACCUAUACUGUUUGACCGCGGGUGCCUGUCUCAGUGCAAUGGGACACUAUAGAUGAAAGUAUUUACGAGUCCUUGCAAGGAGUGUGUUCAGAUCUCCCGCCACCCUGGGACGGUGCGAAUAUGGACUUUCACUCGGGAGAGAUUGAAUGGCCCACUGAUGGCAUUGCGGUAUGUGUAUCUGGACCGCAGAGUCGUUCGGCCACCACCAAGCCAGGACAUACCUGUCGAGAGGACCGAAGACAAUCGACUCAUUGAAGAAGUGAGAGGAUAAAAGAAGAGAAGAGAAGAGCAAGAUGCAUGACACUUUUGCUUUUCUUUUUCUUUCCCCUGGGAAAAGGAAAGGAAAGGACUAGUUCCUCUGCUAGGGUCCGCAUGCAAGGAGCAAGGAGAAAGACCAAGCGAGAAGAUCAAGACAGCUUGGAUAUAUAUAUAUAUAUAUAUAUAUGUCACAAACGACAAGGGACUACGGAAUAUGACUACGACUACGACUACCGAUGCAACUGCACCUGGAACUGGAACUGCCCGAGUAGGCGGCGUGGGCAUUGAAGAAUGGCGUCGAUGGAGUGAUAUAUCGGCGGAGCCUGCGUCGGUAACUCCGCACUCAUCCAUUCCCCCUUACCAUGACUCGGGCUGUGAUCGUGGUCUGGCCGAUUGUUUUUGGGGCAAGACAGCACAAUGUCAGAGGGGACACCGUGGACACUACACCGGCUUGAUAAGUCUCUUGGUUUUCCGCCAGAUGUCCAGAUACCUUAGGGGAGGCUUACCUUAGGCAUGCACGGAGUACAGUAUAACCGCGAUAGGAGGCAUAGCCAUCUAUAUUGACCGAAUGGAAGUCGACUUAUUACUAGUACCGUAGAUCUUCGUACUGGGGGAACACAGUCACAGUGCAACUAUAUCUUUC
Molecule: messenger RNA, 2054 nt
Organism: Exophiala xenobiotica
Lineage: Eukaryota; Fungi; Ascomycota; Eurotiomycetes; Chaetothyriales; Herpotrichiellaceae
Exons: 2
Coding region: 107-1126 (339 amino acids)
Biological process (GO): GPI anchor biosynthetic process
Cellular component (GO): endoplasmic reticulum membrane
Source: RefSeq, a predicted model, not a curated record